Messenger RNA from Penicillium alfredii, 1095 nucleotides. RefSeq names its product dTDP-glucose 4,6-dehydratase. NCBI's taxonomy places the organism in Eukaryota, Fungi, Ascomycota, Eurotiomycetes, Eurotiales, Aspergillaceae. Gene Ontology annotation, molecular function: dTDP-glucose 4,6-dehydratase activity. Gene Ontology annotation, biological process: nucleotide-sugar metabolic process. The transcript has 3 exons. The record is from RefSeq and is a predicted model, not a curated record. The coding region runs from base 1 to 1095 and encodes 364 amino acids.
AUGCCUCUAGUACCAGGCCGUGAAGCCAUCCCACUAACGGGGGUGAACCAAUUCGAGCCACUACCCAAUGUGAUGAAUAUUCUUGUGACGGGAGGUGCUGGAUUUAUAGGAAGCUGGUUGACCCGCCACCUGGUGACUCAAUAUCCCCAUGCCUACAAUGUGAUCUGCCUGGACAAGCUCGACGCAGUCGCCUCGAUCAACAACAUCAAAUGCCUCUUCUCGGCGCCAAACUUUCGCUUCGUCCAAGGAAAUAUCAACGACCUCCAGAGAGUCCAGUCGGUCCUGGAGACGUACAGGAUCGACUGUGUGAUCCACUUCGCAGCCAGUAGCCAUGUCCAGAAUUCCUUCGUCGAGCCCUUCACCUUCACUCAUGACAAUGUCGUGGGAACGCACCAUGUGCUCGAGGCCGCUCGCCGCUACGGCAAAAUCACCCGCUUCCUUCACGUCUCCACGGAUGAGGUGUACGGGGAGACGAAUAACCGCAAAGUGACCGAGAUCAGCAACUUCGCCCCGACCAACCCGUACUCGGCCAGCAAGGCAGCUGCCGAGAUGUAUGUCAUGGCGUAUCGCCAAAGCUUCGGGCUUCCUGCAGUCAUUGUGCGCAGCAACAACGUCUAUGGACCAUGCCAGUACCCCGAGAAGAUUAUUCCAGUCUUUACCAAACUGCUCAUGAGAGGGGAGAAACUUACCAUCCAAGGCGAUGGAACCAAUACCCGCUGCUAUUUGCAUGGCUCUGAUGCCGCAGACGCAUUCGACACGAUUCUGCACAGGGGCAAGGUUGGGGAGAUAUACAACAUCGAAUCCGACUACGAGAUUUCCAAUCGCGAAGUAGCUGCCCGCAUCCUGACCUUGUUUGGCCAUGAUCCUGUUCAUGAUUUCGAUAGUCAUGUGAAGUGGAUUGCUGACCGUCCCUUUAACGAUGGCAGCUACAAUGUGGAUGGCUCGAAGUUGAAACAGCUGGGGUGGAGGCAGCGCAUAGAUUUCUCUUCGGGGCUUGCACAGACCGUGCAAUGGUACAAGCAGAACGUGGAUUCGUGGUGGAAAAGCCCUGAUAGUGAGCCGGCUAUUUUCCCAGCUAUUAACUCUAGACUUUGA